GGAGGCGGCGCCGGGAGCACGCUCGCCCCGCACCCGGCCGCACACUGCUGCCCCGCGGGGCACCGGAGCCUCGGGCGGAGAAGCCCGGAGCGGCAAGCGUGGGGCUCUCCCCUGCCGGGAGCCCCGCCCGUGCCCGGGGCGGAGGGUGCCCCACGGCCGGCGGGCAGCCCGUGCCUCUGCCGGUGGCCCCUGGGCAGAGGCGGCCGCCCGCCCUGCGGGGACAGGGGCAGGCAGCCCCUGCGACCCGGCUGCGUGCGGGGACAGGGACAGGGACAGGGAGCAGACACGAGAUCCCGAGAUGUUAGUAUGGGCUUGUCAGCUCCAAGCUUGCGUUUGACCUCAGCCCUUCCAGGCGCUGGAGGCGCGCCUAAGAGUAUCAGGGAUCUUUUUCAGAGCCGGGACCCCAACUGUCCAUCCCAGGCAGGGGGCUGGGUGCCAGCCCGGCUCUGAAGAAGCUCUCCGCCUUUGAGAGCUGCCCUCGCAGUGCCCAGGGGAGCAGCGGCCGGCUCUCUUGUCUCGGCUCCUGGGCUGCUCCGCAGAAUAAGGCUCCUUUCAUGCCUCAGCAUGUUGCCUGCUCAGCCCCCCCGCUUUCUACCUGUAACACUGGCGUCCCUGUUCCUUCCCAGCCUCGGCAGAGAGGGCAGGGGCUGCUGCACUGAGUCAGCUCUCGGGGCCUGGGAAUUGCUAGCGCAGGCAUAGAGAGCCAUUGUGCCUCCAUAGCCUCCUCUUCACGGUCGCUGUGGGAGAGCGGAGCUGAUUCUCCUCCCAUGGCAGCGCUGCAGGAGCUGGCAGGGUAACAGCAGGCGCAAUCGUGCUGAACGGAGCUUGCAGUCCCUCUCAAGUUGCAAAUGUGGCAACAGACCCUGUCAUUUAUAUCUGACUUCUGCAAAAGUGAACGGCGUUUCUGCACCCCACCGUCAGCCACAGUUAAUACAGACAAACCCAGGAGCACAUGAGCAGCUUCAGCCCCAGCUGUGAGCACUGAGCCCUGAUUUUGCAUCACACAGCAUCUGUACAGCCUGUGAUGAUGCCCCUGCAGCAGGAGAGAUUGAGGGGAGGUGUCAGACUGUCUUUUCCAGGGGAGAGGGGAGACAGAGGAGUAGGAAGCAGGCAAAGAAAUCCACCCCCAGCCAUGUGCACCUCUCCCUGGUCUGGAAAUUUCUGUCUUUUAAGUCACAGAAGGGAGUUUUCUGGGUGAAACACAGACUCAGCUUUGGUCAGGUUAUUGAACUCCAAGGGCCUGGCCACAGUAGCUGAGGAUGAGAAAAGUCCCUGAGGUCUUUUCCAAGGGGCCAAGAGGCUGAUGGGAGUGCUUGCUCAUGAAAUGGUAGGGGACUUUCUUGCCUUUAAAGUCCUUAGAGUUUGUGAAUUUCUAAGUAAAGUCCCUAAGUUUGUAAAUUUCUGAGUUUUGUGUGGGGACUACUAGAGGUCACAGUUAUACAACAUUGGGGCCAGGUACAAGGCUAAAUAGGGCCUAAAUUUCUCUGACUCACUUGUUUCAGGUAGAGGAGGAAUUUACAUCUCUGUCCCUUUCAGUCACAGGAGCUUUUCUGGUGUGUGUUUAUGUAGCCAGCCCACAGCACUGUCACCUGGUCCCCAAGGCAACUGGGAGGCUUUUUCAACUGAGGGAACUGGAGCAGGGAUGUAGCAGGGACCAGGGAAAUGUUCUACCCUGAUGCAGGAAUCUGCAGUUUGCUUUGUGAGGGGAGGAUGCAGGUGGCCUUGGGUGUAGGAAGUUUUUGCCUGCGUGCUCAUUCUGUUGAGUACCUGGUGCCUCUGAAUAUUGAAGGUUUGCCUUUGUGAGAGAGAGGACAGUGAAGGGAAGAACUCCUUCAAGGACUAUUAAAACUGUUUUAAAGCUGGCUAGAUCACUUCCUACAGCUACAGCUGAAGAAUAUCAGCUAUACCUCAUUGCACAGUCCUGGUAAAAUCCCAACCAGGCAGCUGGUAGGAAAGUUCCUUUCCAGCCUUUCUUUCUGGCUGUGUUUUGCCAAGCGGGUGAACCCUGAUAAUUUCCUCUGAGCUGUGAGGAAUGCCUUGGCACACUUCCAGGGCUGCAUGGGGAGGUGGGGGAGGCUAACAGCCCCAAACCCUGCCUCUCAUCCACUCACCUGGCGUAGCUGGAGAGGAAAGCUCUGAACUGUUUGCUUCCAGAGGAAGGUUGCUCAUAGCCACAGGCUUGAAACAUGAGCUUCUAGGUAGGAGUAAAUUCUUUUGUUCAGUGACCUUUUCCAUUUCCACCCCAAAACUGCUAAAGUUUAACUUAUAAAGGUGAGGUCUGAGGUGCUCCUUACAUUUGCAGUAAGAGUGUAGUCAAAAGCAGAUGGUUACAGCAGUGUUCCCUCUAAUCCUAGGAAUCCAGGGUUCUAAGUCCACAUAUUCCAGAGCAACCACCUUUAGCAGAAGCAAACACAGAUGCCUGGCCUGUGCUUUUCAUCUCUAGAGGACUCUUUCUACUCUUGAGCUGCCAGCAUCACUGUUGUUGCUGCAGUGGGGUCUGGGAGGCCGUAUUACAGGUGAUGAGGAUCAGGCUGGAUGUGGGUAUUACAGGCAUGUGGAGUGGAGCUGCCGUGCACCAGCAGCCCACCCCCACCUGCCUCUUUCUCUCUCUGCAGAUUUUGCAUUCCCCUCCUGCUGGCUUCCCUCCCUGCGAUGGCUGCAGGUGAAGAGAUUGCCCCUGCCCUGCAGGACUCCUGGGGGGACUUCUGGCUCUUCCGCUUCUUUGUUAAUGCUGCUGGCUAUGCCAGUAUUGUGGUACCAGGCUUCCUCCUCAUCCAGUACUUCAAGAGAAGGAACUACUUGGAGACAGGCCGAGGCAUUUGCUUCCCUGUCAUCAAAUCAUGCGUGUUUGGCUCUGAGGUGAAGUCUGUACAUCAGGACGAUGGCUCCCUGCCACCCCGAGCAGAGCCCACAGAGUCCUCCACAGCCCGACAGGUCUUCAAGCUGCUCUUCUGUGCUGUUGGCCUACAGGUUUCCUACCUCACAUGGGGUGUCCUCCAGGAGCGUGUGAUGACGAGAACGUAUGGUGCCACUGAAACAGACCCUGGAGAAAAGUUCAAGGACUCCCAGUUCCUCGUGUUCAUGAACCGCAUCCUGGCCUUCACAGUGGCUGGUCUGUACUGUGCCCUGACCAAGCAGCCGCGCCAUGGGGCUCCCAUGUACAAAUACUCCUUUGCCUCCCUCUCCAACAUCCUCAGCAGCUGGUGUCAGUAUGAGGCACUCAAAUACAUCAGCUUCCCCACCCAAGUGCUGGCCAAGGCCUCCAAAGUGAUCCCAGUGAUGAUGAUGGGCAAACUGGUGUCGCGCAAGAGUUACGAGUACUGGGAGUACCUGACUGCUGCCCUCAUCUCCGUGGGGGUCAGCAUGUUCCUGCUCUCCAGCGCUCCUAACAGGACGGUGUCCACUGUCACCACUUUCUCUGGCAUAGUGCUCCUGGCUGGCUACAUAAUCUUUGACAGCUUCACCUCCAACUGGCAGGACGCUCUCUUCACCUACAAGAUGUCUCCGGUGCAGAUGAUGUUUGGUGUCAACGUCUUCUCCUGCCUUUUCACUGUGGGCUCGCUGGUGGAGCAGGGUGCCUUGCUGGAGUCGCUGCGCUUCAUGGCCCGCCACUCGGAGUUCACCGCCCACGCCGUGCUGCUCUCCGUGUGCUCCGCCUGCGGCCAGCUCUUCAUCUUCUACACCAUCAACCAGUUCGGGGCAGCCGUCUUCACCAUCAUCAUGACACUCCGCCAGGCCUUUGCCAUCCUCCUCUCCUGCCUCAUCUACGGGCACACUGUCACUGUGGUGGGUGGGCUGGGCAUAGCCGUUGUCUUCAUGGCCCUCUUUCUCCGUGUCUACGCCCGCAGCCGCAUGAAGAAGCGCAGUAAGAAGCUCCCGCCGGGCGAGACCCCUGUACAAAAGGUCUAAGGAAGCUGAGGCCAUGGCAUUUAAGCCAUGCCUGCUGUCCUACCCCCACUCAAGGGUAUUUGCUGGAUUUCUCACAGCCCACUGAGAAGAGUGGGGUAUGGAUAGGCAGGACCAGUGACUCAGUUUUCCACCUGCUUUUCCUGGGAAAGGGGCUGGAACAAGCCCAGGAAACGCUCUGGGCUGACGCAGCUCCAAACCUUUCCAUUUGCCUUAAGAGGUCAAAGACUUACAGCCAAGGCACAAGCCUGGGGACACACCAGCAUGGGGCUGCUGGUAUUCCUGCCUCACCUCUGUCUCGUGGCUUCUCCCCAAAGUCACUGAUGAACAAGGGAGCUCUUCCCCGACAGUGUCUUGCCUCUGGCUAAUGUUCCUCCAUUUCUGUUAGUACUACAGAGCUUGGCAGGAGGAAAGGGCAAGCAAAACACUAGGUUUCUUUUUGAAACACCUCUGAGUGAGGCAGGUCCCAGGCUGAGCCCAUCGAAGGGUGGGGAGUGCUCUUCCUCCAUUCCAGGAGGGGCUCUGGGUAGUACAGGCACAGCCAAGGGAAGGACUCCCAGCCUGUCCUACCCCAGGCCUGGGAUCUGCUCUGGGAGGGCACUGCAGUGAAAGCCAGUACCUCCCACUUUGGUUUUAUCGAUUCUUAACCCCUGCUCCAGGACACUUUUCUUUGGCCCCCUCAGCCCAGGCUGAUUUUUAUGCAGUACCUGAGCUGGACAGUUCCCAAGGCUUGCUGAGUCCUUCGAGGCUGUAUUUUGGUUACAUCUGCUGCUGUUACAGGCCAAAGGCUGCACUGCCCAGAAGUCCCAGCACUGCCUCGGGGGUCCCUCAGUGCCAUGGUUUCUGGGCUUUGCAGUUCCCAUUCAGACAAGCACAACAAGCCCUCUUUUUCCUGCCACCUGGAGGCACUGGCCCUGCUUUUCCCAGGGCUGGCCGGAGCCUGUGCCUGGAGGGUUGGGACAUGGGGCAGAGCCCGCUUGCGGUGCCUUGUUCCAGCUCCACAGACAGCAGGGGAUGGAGCAGUGAAAGCUGUUCUUCCCCAGAAGCCUGGGUUUUAUUGGUCAAUCUUUUCUCGUCAACACAACCUGACUGACAAACCAGCAGGUUUUGGUACUUUUGCAAGGCAACUUUUUUCUCUUUUUAUUUUAUUAAAUUAAAAAUAUGCUGCAUAUAGUGCCAUGGGU
Passer montanus (Eurasian tree sparrow) is the source of this 5090-nucleotide messenger RNA. RefSeq names its product solute carrier family 35 member B2 (gene SLC35B2). Gene Ontology annotation, biological process: transmembrane transport. The coding region runs from base 2536 to 3909 and encodes 457 amino acids. The transcript is spliced from 3 exons. Gene Ontology annotation, molecular function: 3'-phosphoadenosine 5'-phosphosulfate transmembrane transporter activity. NCBI's taxonomy places the organism in Eukaryota, Metazoa, Chordata, Aves, Passeriformes, Passeridae. The record is from RefSeq and is a predicted model, not a curated record. Gene Ontology annotation, cellular component: Golgi membrane; endoplasmic reticulum membrane.